Messenger RNA from Schistocerca piceifrons (Central American locust), 624 nucleotides. RefSeq names its product translation initiation factor IF-2-like. The transcript has 3 exons. The coding region runs from base 1 to 624 and encodes 207 amino acids. NCBI's taxonomy places the organism in Eukaryota, Metazoa, Arthropoda, Insecta, Orthoptera, Acrididae. The record is from RefSeq and is a predicted model, not a curated record.
AUGCGGCACCGCCACAGCCACAGCGACGGCGAGGGCGAGGGCACACGUGCGCAGGCGUGGUUCCGCGGUGGUCCCCGGCCUCCUCUCGCUUCCGGUGCCCACGGCGGCGCAAAAAAAGAGCGCGCGCGCGGGAGAGCUGGACGGACGCCCGAGAAAUCUGGGCCGCGCCCGGGUUCCGGGGCUGUGUUUCGUAAAGCGGGCCGGAACACGGCGGUGAAGCCGAGCGGCGCUGAGGCGAUAGUGGGCCAGCCAGCCGCGUCCCGUUGGGCGCCGCCUGGUUGGAGGUUGUCGGCCGCGGCGGCGGCGUCCGGGUCAGUUCCGUUACGGCCGCGCCGCGCACCGCGGUGCCAUACGUCGCUACCCAGCACACCACUCCACACUACAGAACAGGACUCGCCGUGCCGCCGCCGGUCACGGCCGGGGCCGCGGCCGGCCAUCCUCGGCUAUUCUGGGCGCUGCCUGCCCGCGACGCCCGCCGCCGCCGCCGCCGCCGCUGCCGGCGCCGCCCCAGUCAACAGCCUGCCAGGGAUUUGGAAACGACGCGCCGCGCGGCGCCGGGCCCAGGAUGGCGCCCGGGCAGCUCCACGCUGCGCUACCGCCUGUCGGCGCGGAAAGGCGGCAUAA